This is a messenger RNA of Lachnellula hyalina, 693 nucleotides long. RefSeq lists its product as uncharacterized. The transcript is spliced from 2 exons. Lineage: Eukaryota; Fungi; Ascomycota; Leotiomycetes; Helotiales; Lachnaceae. The record is from RefSeq and is a predicted model, not a curated record. The coding region runs from base 1 to 693 and encodes 230 amino acids.
AUGACCUCAAUGAACAUCGCGUUUGCUGGUAUACACGAGACCAAUGUUGCACCUUGGGUGGGCGAUUGGAGAGCCUUCGAAGGGCUUGGCAAGGUCAUAGUUGGCAUUGUCCACAGCGGUCGAAUCUUUUACAUUGACCGGGCCAAGCUCAUGAAGCCCUUUGCAGGCUCAGAGUCACAAGAUGCGGCUACGGUUGUCCAGAACUUCCUUAACUCCCUCAAAGGCGGAGUGCCUCAACAGCAAACGCAGGGUCAGGUCUACACCACUUUGCCGGAUCUACUUCCAUCAUCUACAACUAUCCCAACCCUUGACUCAGCUUCCCCUGCCCAAAUCGAUAACCUCUUGAAUUAUCUGCCUCCAACAAUUCUCUUGAUCGCACAAGAAUCGGCCGCCUCAAUAGAUGGAAUGGUUGAACCAAACGCAGCGACCGCGGCUGCCGCGAUGGAAGCUCUCAGCCUAGACCAGAAGAAAUCCAUAUUGAAGCGUGUCUUAAGAAGUCCACAGUUUCACCAAAGCUUGGGAAGCCUUACUAUGGCAAUUCGAGACGGAGGUCUACCAAGUAUUGCAGAAGCUCUGGAAAUUCGAUUACAGAAUGGGGGAUUGGUCAAGGGUGGCAGUGUGCCACUUGGCGGAGGAGAUGCGGUUGAAGCAUUCGUUGAGGGUGCGAAGAAAACAGUGGAGCAAAACAAGUAA